GCUGCGCUUCGACGUUCCUUGACUCUUGAUCUAUCUUUCUCUUCCAACCUUUCGUUACCGUCAGACUCUUCUCUUACCCGAGCCCAGCAUGCCUUACACUCCUAGGAAAGCCUAUGUUGUCGGCGUUGGCAUGACCAAGUUUGACAAGCCUCGUGGCGAGCGCGACUACCCUGAGCUAGGCCUCGAGGCGUCAGUCAAGGCCCUCAUUGACGCUGGUCUCACCUACGACCAGGUCGAGACCGCAGCUGUCGGCUACUGCUACGGUGACUCAACGUGCGGGCAGCGAGCUCUCUACCAGCUCGGGAUGACCGGUAUUCCCAUUGUUAACGUCAACAACAACUGCUCGACCGGAUCCUCCGCUUUCGCCUUUGCUGCCAACGCCAUUCAGUCUGGACAGGCCGAAUGCGCCCUUGCCCUCGGCUUCGAGAAGAUGGCUGCCGGCUCCCUCGGCUCUGCCUGGGAUGACCGUGCGCAACCCAUGGAGGGCACCAUGACGCAGCUCUUUGAGAUCGAGGGCGACAAGGAGUACGAGGUGGACGACUUCGGUCCCUUUGCUGCCCGCAUCUUCGGCGCCGCAGGCCAAGAGUACUGCGAAAAGUACGGCGCCACCUGGGACCACAUUGCCGCAAUCUCGGCGAAGAACCACAAGCACUCAGUCAAGAACCCUUAUGCCCAGUUCCGCAUCUCCCCCAGCUCAGCCGACGUAGCAAAGGCUCGCAAGAUCACGCGUGAGGUUACGCUGCCCAUGUGCUCGCCCACCUCUGACGGUGGUGCGGCUGCCAUUGUGUGCAGCGAGGAGUUCGUCAAGGCGCACAAGCUUGAGGACAGGGCUAUUGAGCUCGCCGGGCUGGGCAUUGCAACGGACUCUGUCAAGCUGUAUGAGGACAAGUCGCGCAUCGAACUCGCGGGCGCCGACAUGAGCCGUCGUGCUGCGCAGAAGGCAUACCAGCAGGCCGGUAUCACGGCAAAGGACGUCCAGGUCAUCGAGCUGCACGACUGCUUUGCGCCUAAUGAGCUUGUCACCUACCCUGCGCUUGGUCUCUGCGCCGAGGGUGAGGCGCACAAGAUUGUCGAGAACGGCGACAACACCUACGGCGGCAAGUGGGUGGUCAACCCUUCUGGUGGACUUGAGUCUAAGGGCCACCCGCUCGGAGCGACUGGAAUCGGCAUGAUCGCUUACAUGGCUCUUCAGCUGCGUAACGAGGCUGGUGACCUGCAGGUCAAGGACGUCAAGCACGCCCUCACUCACAACAUUGGUCUGGGUGGGUCGUGCGUCGUCACUGUGCUCAAGAAGGCACCCUUCUACAAGGAGGGGUCGCACUGCAAAGAUCGCUUCGGGUACGACUUUGCAAGGGAGGAGAGGAGGAUGACGCAGGAGGAGCUUGACAAAGUGCGCUCCAAGCACUUCUCCGACUACUUGCCGCCUUCGGUGCCCGAGUCCAAGCUCUAAGUGUGUGCGGUCUCCUGUUAGUUGCUCAGCCUCCUCCAUAUCUCGGGUGCUAUUCGGAAUUUCGAUUAAUGUAAUGAUGUCCCCCGCUGU
Molecule: messenger RNA, 1540 nt
Organism: Jaminaea rosea
Lineage: Eukaryota; Fungi; Basidiomycota; Exobasidiomycetes; Microstromatales
Product: thiolase-like protein
Exons: 4
Coding region: 89-1450 (453 amino acids)
Molecular function (GO): acyltransferase activity, transferring groups other than amino-acyl groups
Source: RefSeq, a predicted model, not a curated record